AAAAAAUGAAUUGAAGUUGUCAAAAAAUUUCGAACACAUAAUAAUCUCUCUCAACGGGUAGGCAACUAUUCUACUUGUCCAGUAUACAUUUUGCGCUUCCUUUAAGCAAUAUCAAUUAAGUGUAAAUUAUCCAUUUUUACUAUAUUCUGAAAAUCUAAUUAUUUGGUUACAAGUAGUCAAUGACAAUCUAAUAAGCUUGAGAAAUGAUUACUUAACGAUAAGGAUAAAUUGAAGACAAGUAGUUAGUUUAUCUUGAUCUGCUAAAGUGGACAAGUAAAUAGAAAAAAUUAUUUUUCAUAUACUUGACAAGUAAAUAAGAAUGAAUAGAAUAAUAAAUAAUCAUUCCACCCAAAAAAUAUAAAAACCUUGGGAGUCGAAAGCGUAGAACUACAAAAAAUAUGGACUAAAUAGUUGCAUAAGAGGAAGGCUUGCCCAGGAUAAGAAUAUGGUCCAUGAUAAAAUGUGGAGGUAUUAGUUAGAAUUUAUUUUUUCAGGUUUCAUGCUAAUAUUGUACACAAUUUAUAGUAUAUUUUAAAUCUGUUGUAAUAGGUAAUCUGUCUUUUUUUGUUCAAUCAAUUAUUUUUUGUUGUUGUUGCAAUUAGCUUGUAUCAUGCUAUUUUGUUGUUUUAUUUUUCUUACUAUCCCGUGUUGGAUACAUUUUUUGAGCCGAGAGUCUAUCCAGAAACAAGCUCUCUACCCCUAAAGGCAAAGUACUCAGGUCAUUUCUAUAAAAAAGACUUACCAAUGAGACCUCAAAUUCUCCCAUUGGAUUGUAAAAUAUGGAACAAGACAAAUACAUGUCCAAGAACUUAUUCAACGUCCUAUAAACCCUUAAACCCUAACAACUCAACAUGCCCUGAGUAUUUUAGAUGGAUUUAUGAUGAUUUAAGGCACUGGAAAAACACAGGAAUUACUAGAGAAAUGUUGGAAAAAUCGAAGAAAUAUGCCCAUUUCAGAUUAAUAAUAUUGGAUGGGAGAAUUUACGUUGAGCGUUACGCGAAAUACUCUAUUCAAACUAGACAUUUGUUCACUAUGUAUGGGAUUGUACAACUCCUAAGGUUUUAUCCUGGGAAAUUGCCUAAUUUGGAGAUCAUGUUUGACACCGAUGACCGGCCGGUUAUCCCGGCUAAGGAUUUCCGGCAACCUGAUUCUGGCCCACCGCCAUUGUUCCGGUACUGUUCAGAUUGGCAGAGUAUGGAUAUUGUUUUUCCCGAUUGGUCAUUUUGGGGCUGGGCAGAGACAAAUAUAAGACCAUGGAGAAGUAUGAUAAAGAACAUAAAAGAAGGGAAUAAGAGAACCAGCUGGAAAGAUAGGAUACCCUUUGCUUAUUGGAGGGGAAAUCCUAAUGUUUCUCCAAUCAGAAAAGACCUUAUGAGGUGUAAUGUUACCAUCAAAGAAAAUUGGGAUACUCUCUUAUAUAUCCAGGAUUGGAAAGAUCAAUCCAACAAGGGGUACAAGGAAUCAAAUAUCGAAGACCAAUGCACCCACAGAUUUAAAAUAUAUGUAGAAGGAUGGGCAUGGUCAGUAAGUGAGAAGUACAUAUUUGCAUGCGACUCACCAACAUUAUACAUAACGCCUCACUACUAUGAUUUCUUCAUGAGAGGAAUGAUACCACAGAAACAUUACUGGCCCAUUAGAGACAAUGAUAAGUGCAAAUCUCUCAAAUUUGCUGUUCAAUGGGGAAACAAUCACACGGACAAGGCAGAGGCCAUAGGGAAGGCAGGGAGUGAAUUCAUUCAUGAAGACAUGAAGAUGGAACGUGUUUUUGAUUAUAUAUACCACCUGCUAAAUGAAUAUUCAAAGUUGCAAAAAUUUAAUCCAAUUGUUUCUCCAAAUGCAAUUGAAAUAUGUUCAGAAUCAUUGGCAUGUCCUUCAAAUGGUGUAUGGAGGAAAUUCAUGGAAGAAGCUUUAGAGAAAUCUCCUAGUCAUACUGAUCCAUGCAUCCUUCCACCACCUUAUAAACCUCAAGAACUUAAAGCAUUUGUUGAACAAAAAGUUAAGGCAACAAAGCAAGUGGAGGCAUGGGAGAAUGAUUAUUGGUCUAGUCUAAACAAGAAGCACUAGCUAGCUAGGGCCUUUUCUUGAUUUUCCUUUUCUAUUUGUAAGCUAAUGUACAAUGCCUUUUGUGCUCUUCACAUAACAUAUAUGAAUAGGUAAUCUCUACUUUAGUGUUCUUGUUUAUAAAUACUCUCUCUUCAAGAAUUUUCCUUUUUCCUCUUUAGGCAUUGGGUAUUCGAAACCUAUUGGUCGGAUAUAGGGGCGGCUCAAGAGAGCCGGUGGCCUAAAGCCGGAGUUUAAAAGGAGGCCUUAUAUUUAUUUAGUAAAAUUUUAAUAUAUUUUAUUUGUUAUUUA
This is a messenger RNA of Lycium barbarum (goji berry), 2352 nucleotides long. RefSeq lists its product as uncharacterized. Lineage: Eukaryota; Viridiplantae; Streptophyta; Magnoliopsida; Solanales; Solanaceae. Bases 745 to 2064 code for a protein of 439 amino acids. The record is from RefSeq and is a predicted model, not a curated record. The transcript is spliced from 6 exons.